AUGGCAGGAAAGGGCAAGAGUGGGGAGUUAUGCAAGCGUGGCCGUAUUCGAUACAAUGCGGAGAUGAGAAAGGACACAAUCAAAAAGAGCGAGGUGGGGCGUGGCACUACGUCGAGUAGGCAUCGUCCUCCAGCCGUGCAUAUUAGGCGGAAGGCGGAAGGCGGAAGCCAGCUCGGACCUUCGAUCCUUGGUCACCAUGAACGUCCGUCAAUCCGAUGCAAGCGGAGGAAGUGCGAACGUACUAUGCAUUCGCAGGCGUCGGUCGGACAUUCCUCCCUUCGUCUCAACAUCGUAGACAUAAAGAAGGACCCGACUCCUUUUAGAUGUAUUUGUACACCUGAUGCGAUGCCGAAAACAGCAUCGACCUCGCACGGGGAGCAUCCGAAACAAAAGCUCAACCCUUUACUUGAUGCAAGGAAGGCCUACAAAGCGCUUGUGUCCUGGACGAGUGACCGGUAA
Molecule: messenger RNA, 459 nt
Organism: Guyanagaster necrorhizus
Lineage: Eukaryota; Fungi; Basidiomycota; Agaricomycetes; Agaricales; Physalacriaceae
Exons: 5
Coding region: 1-459 (152 amino acids)
Source: RefSeq, a predicted model, not a curated record